Molecule: messenger RNA, 3097 nt
Organism: Neopelma chrysocephalum (saffron-crested tyrant-manakin)
Lineage: Eukaryota; Metazoa; Chordata; Aves; Passeriformes; Pipridae
Gene: EOMES
Product: eomesodermin
Exons: 6
Coding region: 54-2048 (664 amino acids)
Biological process (GO): positive regulation of DNA-templated transcription; mesoderm formation; CD8-positive, alpha-beta T cell differentiation involved in immune response
Cellular component (GO): nucleus
Molecular function (GO): DNA-binding transcription factor activity, RNA polymerase II-specific; RNA polymerase II cis-regulatory region sequence-specific DNA binding
Source: RefSeq, a predicted model, not a curated record
GGUCGGGGUCGUUACCGGACCGAGUGGGAGUUCCACCGCACUGCCUAUCGAGGAUGCAGCUGGGUGAGCCGCUGCUGGCGGCGGCGGGGACACUGCCAGGUGCCCCCUUUUACCCGCUGGAGGGCGGGGGGCGCGGCGCCGCCGCGGGAGCGGGAGCUGGAGCUGGGACGGGCACUGGCGGAGGCUCCCGCGGGCCACCGGGGCCGGGUUCGCCGCCGCGCCUCGACCUGGACAAGAUGCCCAAGAAGUUCGGGGCGGCCCCCGCCAUCCUGGGCGAGGCGGAGGCGGUCGAGCCGCCCUUCGCCGCCCCCAAGCCGGACGGCCGCAAGGCCACCCCGUGCGGGGACGAGGAGCUGCCCCCGGCCGCCGCCGCCCGCUACUCCAUGGACAGUCUGAGCCCCGAGCGCUACUACCUACAGUCCCCCGGGCCGCCCGCGGCCGAGCUGGGGGGGCCCUGCGCCCUCUUCCCGUACCCGCCGGCGGCGCAGCACGGCGCCGUGUACCAGCCGCCCGGCGGGCCGCGCUACCCCUACGGCUCGGUGCUGUCGCCGGGCGGCUUCGCGGGCGCCGUGUGCCCGCCCGGCGGCCGGGCGCAGUUCGGCGGCGGCGGCGGGUACCAGUACGGGCAGGCGACGGCGGGCGGACCCCUCUACGGCCCUUACCCGGCGGCGUCGGGCUCCUGUGGCGGGCUCGGGGCGCUGGGGGUGCCGGCCGCCGGCCCGGGGCUGCGGGCCCAGGUCUUCCUCUGCAACCGACCCCUCUGGCUCAAGUUCCACCGGCACCAGACGGAGAUGAUCAUCACCAAGCAGGGCCGGAGAAUGUUUCCCUUCCUGAGCUUCAACAUCACUGGCCUCAACCCCACGGCCCACUACAACGUUUUCGUGGAGGUAGUCUUGGCGGACCCCAACCACUGGCGUUUCCAGGGAGGCAAGUGGGUGACCUGCGGCAAAGCCGACAACAACAUGCAAGGCAACAAGGUCUACGUUCACCCCGAGUCGCCCAACACCGGGGCUCACUGGAUGAGGCAGGAGAUUUCUUUCGGGAAGCUGAAGCUGACGAACAAUAAAGGUGCUAACAACAACAACGCGCAGAUGAUAGUACUUCAGUCUCUACACAAGUACCAGCCCCGGCUUCACAUUGUGGAAGUGACUGAAGAUGGUGUUGAAGAUCUGAAUGAUUCCUCAAAGACUCAAACAUUUGUUUUCCCUGAAACACAGUUCAUAGCAGUUACAGCAUAUCAAAACACUGAUAUUACACAGCUCAAAAUUGACCAUAACCCUUUUGCAAAAGGCUUCAGAGACAACUAUGACUCCAUGUACACAGCUUCAGAAAAUGACAGAUUAACUCCAUCUCCCACGGAUUCUCCUAGAUCCCACCAGAUUGUCCCUGGCGCCCGAUACAGUGUGCAGCCGUUCUUCCAGGAACAGUUUGUCAACAACCUGCCCCCAGCCAGGUUUUACAACGGUGAGAGAACCGUCCCUCAGACCAAUGGGUUGCUGUCCCCGCAGCAGAACGAGGAGGUGGCCAGCCCUCCUCAGCGGUGGUUUGUGACGCCUGUACAGCAGCCCAGUGCCAACAAAUUGGACAUGAACUCCUAUGAGACGGAGUAUUCUCACAGCACCUUGCUCCCUUAUGGCAUUAAAUCCCUCCCCCUUCAGACAUCCCAUGCACUGGGAUACUAUCCCGACCCGACAUUUCCAUCCAUGGCAGGCUGGGGGAGCAGGGGCUCUUACCAGCGAAAAAUGACAACAGGAUUACCUUGGACCUCAAGAACAAGUCCUCCAGGAUUCUCUGAAGAUCAGCUUUCCAAGGAGAAGGUGAAAGAAGAAAUUGGCUCAUCCUGGAUAGAGACUCCACCCUCCAUAAAGUCUUUAGAUUCAAAUGAUUCUGGGGUCUACACAGGUGCUUGUAAGAGAAGACGGCUUUCCCCUAGCACUUCCAGCAAUGAAAAUUCCCCAACGAUGAAAUGUGAGGACAUUAAUGCUGAGGACUAUAGCAAAGACACUUCAAAAGGCAUGGGCUAUUAUGCGUUCUAUACUAGUUCUUAAAACAUCCUUUUAUUCCAAUUGGCUAAUUUUUUCCAGGGUGGCCUUGGGUUUUUUUGCAUUACAAUUGCCAAAAAGACUCCUGCCUUCCACCUUUAAUUGUUGUGUGCAAUUCUAAAGAAGGUGCCAAAGCUUUUUCACUGUUGCAGGUAACAAAGUAGGGAAAGAGCAAACCAUGGAAGAAUUCAUCCCCUCCUUUAGAAGGAACCACAUGCAGAAGCUGUAAGAGGACAGUAGAUCUUAACAAUGUGGCUUAUUUACUGGAGACACCAAAGUGUACAGUUUGGCUUGGCUCAGAGACCUGAUCAAAUCUAUGCACUCCUGAGCAAGGAAAUAGGGGGGUAGGAUCCCAAAUUUAAUUUUCUUCCCUGCUUGACCCUCUGGUAAAAGGGGGCUGGGUUGUAGGGAGCUGCACAAAUGCUAUGUCCUGCUUCAGACUGCGUUGGUUUCUUCAACCUUAUCUGCAACACAGUUGGCUGAGUUGGCUUGUUCAGCUAAGACUGUCUUUGGCAGAAGAUGGCCAAAAUAAAGCCUGGUUGCCAGGCAGGAUUUUGACUUGAAGAUCUUGUUGCCAAUGAUGGGGUUACAAUGACCAAGUCUGAGUCUUUUAGCUUAGAACUUUCAUUAAAAAAAAAGCCUCCAUCCCAAAAGCCUAACCUUUACUGAGGUGGCCAAAAACAAAGUGUACAGUUGUGUUUUGUCUAGGUACACUGUAGAAUAUUGUGGAAUAAUGUAUAAAUAGUUGACCUUAUAGCUGUUCAGUUGGGAGGACAUCUGGUGGUAUUUUGAAAUUCAAAAGGCUUUUUUUUGGUUAAUCAAACUUGCCAUAUAUGGAGCAUCGCAAAAAGAUUUUAUUUAUGUGUAUGUAAAGUGACUUUUUCAGCUGCCCUGUAUGAAACUGGAAAUGAUGUAACUACCCACUCUUCUUUCCUAUAGUUUCAGCCAUUUUAAACUGGUCGGCCCCAGAGCACUGGCACACAAACUUUUAACCCACUAAGACCUUUUUUUGUUUUGUUUUUCUGUGUACAUACUAGUAAUUUUAAAUAAAUGUG